AUGUUCAGCCGGAGCAUCAACACAGUCGACACUGCUGAAGUCGAAGAUGAGGAAGACGAUGAAGACACAGCUCCCAGUAUUUCCGGUGAGUACGAUCCUCAUCCGGACUUCAAACCCAUCAUCGAUCUAACCGUCGAAAUCGAAGUGACAACCGGUGAGGAAGACGAAGAACCAAUGUUCUGCGUUCGCUCCAAGCUACUGCAGAUGGUUCAGAAAGAGUGGAAAGAAAGGGUUCUUGGCGAUCUGAAGAUUCUCAAGAGUAAAUCCGAUCCAACCAAGUACAGGAUCAUCGCUAUGGACUUUGCUGACGAGAAACCGAAGAGCGAAACAUGCUCCGAAUAUAAUGAACAAUAG
Ochlerotatus camptorhynchus is the source of this 354-nucleotide messenger RNA. RefSeq names its product E3 SUMO-protein ligase RanBP2-like. Bases 1 to 354 code for a protein of 117 amino acids. The record is from RefSeq and is a predicted model, not a curated record. Gene Ontology annotation, cellular component: cytoplasm; nuclear pore. The transcript has a single exon. Gene Ontology annotation, molecular function: GTPase activator activity. NCBI's taxonomy places the organism in Eukaryota, Metazoa, Arthropoda, Insecta, Diptera, Culicidae. Gene Ontology annotation, biological process: intracellular transport.